ACUGGCUCGUGCUAGGCCAUGGUUUUCCCUUGCCAUGAGUGGGGUACAACCGCACAAGCCGGUAGCCUUACCACGCACCACGGCACCAAGACCGAGUGCCAAGUUGCCAACUGCCAAGCCUAAAUCGAAUACGUAACCACUUGUUAAAAUUAAGCCCGUUAACCGGUUGACGUAGAACGUGAAGAAUCUGUCUGCAACGACAAUGGAGUGGUACUGGUUCUCCGUCCUCCUUCCGUCAAAAGAAUGUCUCUGCAGUGGCUGUGUUGAAAAAUCUCAAGAAACAAUGGAAAAACACGCCGCCCAACUGGACCAGGCAUGAUCCAUGUGCUUAUUAUCAGGUAUAAAUCUGACAGGUCCAUUGCCUGAAGAUAUUGUGUCCUUGUCUGAGCUGCAGAGACUGGAUCUUUCUGACAACACAGGUCUAACUGGCCCGCUUCCAUCAAAUAUUGGCAAUCUGAAGAAUUUACUACGGCUUGUUCUUUCAGGCUGUAAUUUAUCUGGGCCAAUUCCUGAAUCAAUUGGAUCCCUCCUGCAGCUUGAGAGUUUGUUUCUCAAUUCCAAUCGUUUCAGUGGAUCAAUCCCGCAUUCCAUCGGUAAUCUUGAGAAUCUUAUCUGGCUUGAUCUGUCUGGCAACCAGCUGGAUGGAAAUCUACCAGUUUCCAACAAGACUACACCUGGGCUGGAUAACCUGUCCAUGGUCGAGCACUUUCAUCUUGGAGAAAACAAGUUCUCUGGUGAAAUUCCUCUUGGACUUUUCCGCUCUAAUAUGUCUCUGAGGCAUCUAAUUUUGAAUGGCAACCAGCUGAAUGGAACUAUUCCAGACACAUUAGGACUUGUGUUGGAUCUAGAGGUCAUACGCUUGGAUAGGAAUUCCCUUAGUGGUAUGGUUCCCCAGAAUUUAAAUGACCUCAUUAACAUGGGUGAACUCUACUUAGCUAACAAUAACCUGAGUGGUCCAAUCCCUGAGCUUUCUGGAAUGAAUCGCCUUACAUAUAUAGAUCUGAGUAAUAACAGGUUUACUUCUUCAGAUGUUCCUUUGUGGUUCACCACUUUGCCAAGUUUGACUACACUAAGGAUGGAAAACACUAGCUUAAACGGGAAACUACCUGCAGCAUUGUUCAACCAAUCUAAUUUGCAAACCGUAUUACUAAGAAACAACCAACUCAAUGGCACUGUUGAUAUUGGGACCGGCUUUGGCAGUGAUCUUCACCAUAUAGAUUUGCGUAAUAAUUUCAUUGAUGAACUUAUUUUAGGAGAAUACAGUCACAGCAUUCUACUUGAUGAGAAUCCAUUUUGCGAAAGGCAGGAAGCAAAAGGAAUCUGCAAGAAUGUCGAACCCUUAAAUGCUUUAAAGUUUAUACCUGAAGUGCAUUGCGUUCCUCUAUCUUGCUUUACAGACUUUACAGGAUCUGAUUGUGGACGUCCCUAUCUUGGUCGCCUGGUCUUUCUGUCAUUUAACUUCUCUAAUCUUGAGAACUUGACCUAUUACAACUUCUUGGAUGGCAAGCUAAAGACUGCUAUUGAUUCACUUCUUGUAACAAAAAUAUGCUUGGUUAGUUCAACGAUAGAAACCAUAAAUGAUUACCUCGUGUUGGAAAUAGCAUUCUUUCCUCCACCUGGAACUCAUUUUGAUCGAACAAUAAUUUCUAGAAUUGGAAACACCCUUAAUGACCAUCUCUUCAAAUCACCAUAUGGACCUUAUCACUUUAUUCCACAUGUGCCUUACGCUUUUCCAGAACGGCAGCCCAAUAUUCCCCUCAUUAUUGGGCUCUCUAUAUCUGGAUUUGUGCUUACGCUGCUUACAGUUUCUGCUGGAGCUUAUGCCUACCGUCAAAGAAAGAUAGCUCGAAGAGCCGAUAAGCUAAACAACCCUUUCUCAUCCUGGAGUUAUGGUGACCUUCCUCAAAUACAAGGAGUUAGAUUUAUCUCACUUGAAGAUGUCAAGCAGUGCACUAAUAAUUUUGCAGAAAUAAAUGAGAUUGGAAUUGGAGGCUACGGGAAAGUUUAUAAGGGGAAACUUGACAAUGGACAACUAGUUGCAAUCAAAAGAGCUCAGGAAGGGUCAUUGCAGGGUGCCUUGGAGUUCAAAACCGAGAUGGAGCUUUUAUCAAGGGUUCACCACAAAAAUGUAGUCAAUUUAGUAGGCUUCUGUUUUGAUAGAGGUGAACAUAUGCUGAUUUACGAAUUUGUUCCAUACGGAAGCCUCAGGGCAAGUCUUUCAGGGAGAUCAGGAGUCACACUAAAUUGGAAAAGGAGGUUAAAGGUGGCUCUUGGGGCAGCCAGAGGUCUGGCAUAUUUGCAUGAGCUUGCCGAGCCACCCAUCAUACACAGGGAUAUUAAGUCGGAAAAUAUACUUCUUGGUGAUCAAUUAACUGCAAAAGUAGGAGAUUUUGGUUUGUCCAAGCUGUUAAGAAAGGAUGAAGAUGUCACCUCCCAAGUUAAGGGAACAAUGGGCUAUUUGGAUCCUGAAUACUUGAGUACCCAACUGUUGACUGAGAAGAGUGAUGUAUAUAGCUUUGGAGUGGUGAUGCUGGAGUUGGUAACUGGAAGGUUACCAAUAAUGACGAACAAGGAGUACAUUGUAAGAGAGGUUAAGGUGACAAUGAAUGAUACAGGGUACAUAUACAACCUUGUUGACCCUGUCAUUCGCUAUAGCAAUCUGACUGGCAUGGUGGAAUUUGUGGAACUUGCAUUGAAGUGCGUUGAGUACUCAGGAGACAAGCGACCUUCAAUGGGAAAGGUGGUGAAAGAAAUAGAGAGUAUAAUUCAAGCAGGUGAAAAGAACCUGAAAGAUGUUUUAAGCUCCUAUCCAGGAACAAGCGACAGCAGUACUAGUCAGAGCAACAAGAACAGUACUAGUCACAGCAACAGCAGCAAAAGUGGUCCUUCCUCAACAUGAGACAUCAUGGUUGAAUUAAAUGUAAUGUAUGAGGAUCUUUCAGUUCUUCUUUUUGUUUACAGGGUUUACUGCAUCUUCCUUUCCCAGUGAUUUAAUUAAAUUCAAUCACCCGGGAUGGACUGAGAGCAUUUUUUUCCCACAUACUCCGUAUAUCAAGUAAGAUGAACUGGUGAUAAUGUAGGGCUAUGUAUACCGUAUGUGUAUAUGCUUGUAUGUGUGAACAUGUAGCUAAUUAAUAAGAAAUACAGAGUAAUUCGAAAGAGUACGCAAGAAUGACUUUUAACCGUAUUUCUUUUGGUA
Messenger RNA from Spinacia oleracea (spinach), 3199 nucleotides. RefSeq names its product leucine-rich repeat receptor protein kinase HPCA1. The coding region runs from base 323 to 2899 and encodes 858 amino acids. The record is from RefSeq and is a predicted model, not a curated record. The transcript has 19 exons. Gene Ontology annotation, biological process: protein phosphorylation. Lineage: Eukaryota; Viridiplantae; Streptophyta; Magnoliopsida; Caryophyllales; Amaranthaceae. Gene Ontology annotation, molecular function: protein binding; ATP binding; protein kinase activity.